AUGGAACCAGCAAUCACCGAAACAGCCACCACCGAAACAACAACCACAGAAAUCGAAACCCCUGAAACAACAACCAAUCGACAACCAAACCCCAAACUGACAAACACUGCCAGUACAACGACUGUCGGAACGACAAAUAUUCCAACAACACUAAAUGGAACAACAACAACAACUGGCAUAAUACACACCGAGCUAACACAGCAAGCAACAACAUCUACUGCAACAACAUUGCAUCAAACCACAACACUGCAUGAAACACUAAACACAGACACACCAUUAAGCGAGACAACAACAAUCGCAACACCACUAAACGAAACAGCAACCACUAGAAUCCCACUAAACGAAACAGUAACCACUGGAACACCAAUAAACGAAACAACACCCACUACAAUUCCAGCGAAUGAAACAACAGCCACUGCAACGCCAGUAAAUGAAACAACAGCAACUGGAACACCACUAAAUGAAACAACAAUCACCGAACCAUUAUUAAAUGAAACAACCGCGACACCAAUACUGGUAAAUGAAACAACAGCAACCGGAACACCACUAAAUGAAACAACAGUCACCGAACCAUCACUCAAUGAAACAACCGUGACACCAAUACUAGUAAAUGAAACAACAGCAACUGGAACACCACUAAAUGAAACAACAAUCACCGAACCAUCACUAAAUGGAACAACAGCGACACCAAUACUAGUAAAUGAAACAACAGCAACUGGANUCUAA
Messenger RNA from Rotaria sp. Silwood2, 726 nucleotides. The record is from the annotation of a GenBank genome assembly. Lineage: Eukaryota; Metazoa; Rotifera; Eurotatoria; Philodinida; Philodinidae.